Callithrix jacchus (white-tufted-ear marmoset) is the source of this 2542-nucleotide messenger RNA. It is a transcript of the gene GLS2, whose product is annotated as glutaminase 2. Gene Ontology annotation, molecular function: protein binding; glutaminase activity. The record is from RefSeq and is a predicted model, not a curated record. Gene Ontology annotation, biological process: L-glutamine catabolic process. NCBI's taxonomy places the organism in Eukaryota, Metazoa, Chordata, Mammalia, Primates, Cebidae.
GCCGGCAGUCACUGCCGGCGGGGAGGCUGGGGUCACCUGAGCCGGAGCCCCCUCCUUGGCGGGGGCGUCCGGCACCACCUCAGUGAGGCCGCGGCGCAGGGCAAAGAGACGCCACAUAGCCACCAGCCGCUGCACCAGGAUCAGUAAGGCAACUGGAACAGGGCAGGGGACGGGCUUGCCCCCACUCCCACUGUGUUUCUCGCUAGUUCCCGAGUGCCCUCCCCAGGCAGUGCCUCUCAUCGCCCCUCUCCUCGCUCGCUAGCCUUCGAUGCUUUUUCCUUUGGAUGUGGGGCUUUGGGAGCGUCGCGCUCGGGCGGUAAUCUGCCGUCCGCCCGGGAGUGCGUUUGGGCAGUCGGGUCCUGGGGAUGGUGCCUGUCCCAGUGAUUCAUCAGAAAGUGGCAUGCUGUCCCGCCUGGGUGAUUUGCUCUUUUACACUAUUGCUGAAGGACAGGAACGAAUCCCUAUCCACAAGUUCACCACUGCACUAAAGGCCACUGGACUGCAGACAUCAGAUCCUCGGCUCCGAGACUGCAUGAACGAGAUGCACCGCGUGGUCCAAGAGUCCAGUAGUGGUGGCCUCUUGGACCGAGAUCUCUUCCGAAAGUGUGUGAGCAGCAACAUUGUGCUCCUGACCCAGGCAUUCCGAAAGAAGUUUGUGAUUCCUGAUUUUGAGGAGUUCACGGGCCAUGUGGAUCGCAUCUUCGAGGAUGCCAAAGAGCUCACUGGAGGCAAAGUGGCAGCCUACAUCCCUCAGCUGGCCAAGUCAAACCCAGACCUGUGGGGUGUCUCCCUGUGCACUGUGGAUGGUCAGCGGCACUCUGUGGGCCACACAAAGAUCCCCUUCUGCCUGCAGUCCUGUGUGAAGCCCCUCACCUAUGCCAUCUCCGUAAGCACCCUAGGCACUGACUACGUGCACAAGUUUGUGGGCAAAGAGCCCAGUGGCCUGCGCUACAACAAGCUCUCCCUCAAUGAGGAUGGAAUUCCCCAUAACCCCAUGGUCAAUGCUGGUGCCAUUGUCGUCAGCUCCCUAAUCAAGAUGGACUGUAACAAAGCAGAGAAGUUUGAUUUUGUGUUGCAGUAUCUCAACAAAAUGGCUGGGAAUGAAUACAUGGGUUUCAGCAAUGCCACAUUCCAGUCAGAGAAGGAAACAGGGGAUCGGAAUUAUGCCAUCGGCUAUUAUCUCAAGGAAAAGAAGUGCUUUCCUAAGGGAGUGGACAUGAUGGCUGCCCUUGAUCUCUACUUCCAGCUGUGCUCUGUGGAGGUCACCUGUGAAUCAGGCAGUGUCAUGGCAGCCACCCUCGCCAAUGGUGGGAUCUGCCCCAUCACAGGCGAGAGUGUGCUGAGUGCUGAAGCAGUGCGCAACACCCUCAGCCUCAUGCAUUCCUGUGGCAUGUAUGACUUCUCUGGCCAGUUUGCCUUCCACGUGGGCCUGCCAGCCAAGUCAGCUGUAUCGGGAGCCAUCCUCCUGGUGGUACCCAAUGUCAUGGGAAUGAUGUGCCUGUCACCCCCAUUGGACAAGCUGGGGAACAGUCACAGAGGGACUAGCUUUUGUCAGAAGUUGGUGUCUCUCUUCAAUUUCCACAACUAUGACAACAUGAGGCACUGUGCUCGCAAGUUAGACCCACGGCGUGAAGGAGGAGAAGUUCGGAACAAGACUGUGGUCAACCUGUUAUUUGCUGCCUAUAGUGGUGAUGUCUCAGCUCUUCGAAGGUUUGCCUUGUCAGCCAUGGAUAUGGAACAGAAAGACUACGACUCGCGCACAGCUCUGCAUGUUGCUGCAGCUGAAGGACACAUUGAAGUUGUUAAAUUCCUGAUCGAGGCUUGCAAAGUGAAUCCUUUUGUCAAGGACAGGUGGGGCAACAUUCCCCUGGAUGAUGCUGUACAGUUCAACCAUCUGGAGGUAGUCAAACUGCUUCAAGAUUACCAGGACUCCUACACACUCUCUGAGACUCAGGCUGAGGCAGCAGCUGAAGCUCUGUCCAAAGAGAACUUAGAGAGCAUGGUAUGAGCACAGGUCAUGGAUAGCCUCUGCUCAAGAAAAAGCAUUAGCUGGCCACACAUGCAAUCCAUACCCACCAAAAAUGCUAUGGAGAACUAUACUGCUUCAGUCGGGACCAAGCAGUCAUUUGGUGACUUGGGGUACUGCUUUCUAUGAGAGUCAAAAUACCCCAUUCCCUCAGCAGACAGAGUACAGAGAAGGGCUAUCUCUGGAUAGCAGUAGAGCUAUCCAGAGAGAAUGGGCUUCAAAGUACAGCCAAAUGGCUUGCCCCACUCAAAACCAUCCCAGGUCUUCACCCAGAUCUCCUCUUCCUCUCCCUGAAGAAACCAUCAUGAGAGAGAGACACUCUGGUGGAAGGACUCUAGCUACCAUGCACAUGUAUAUAUCCACAGAAUAAGGGAAGUGGGAAUGGCUAUAUAUAUGGCUUUAGUAGUCUGGAAAGAUCUACUCCCCUUGGCCAGGAGAUGCUGCAGCUACUGCUAACGGCAAUUUUAUAGACAGAGAAAGUAUUUUAUGUUCAAAUAAACUUUAAUUAUCAAAUCA